Messenger RNA from Gekko japonicus, 2555 nucleotides. RefSeq names its product Josephin domain containing 2 (gene JOSD2). The transcript has 5 exons. Gene Ontology annotation, biological process: protein deubiquitination. The record is from RefSeq and is a predicted model, not a curated record. The coding region runs from base 437 to 1006 and encodes 189 amino acids. Gene Ontology annotation, molecular function: cysteine-type deubiquitinase activity. Lineage: Eukaryota; Metazoa; Chordata; Lepidosauria; Squamata; Gekkonidae.
UUGAGUUGAUGUUUGACUGGUUAUUGGAGGAAGACAUUUCAGAGUAAGUACAGAGGUUAGGGGGUCAGGUCUUUCGUUGAAGCCCGGGAUCUGUUUUCGAUGCCGUGGCCCAGCGAUGGGAUAUGUCCAACUUCUCGUGAAUAGCAGUGCUUUAGAGCAUGUACAGAGUCCUUUCCUCCUGCGAACGGGAGCCCACAACUUCACGUCCCCGACCCUCAACUACGUAUGGUCUGGGGGAAAGGCUUCCUGAUGGGAAUUCAAAGCUGGUGUCUUGGACAUGCCCCUUUUGGAGAAGUUAAACACCACCGGUGACUUUUGAGGCAUGGAUGGAUGCUUGCUGUCUUAACGCUGCCAGAUUCCGUGGCGGGUAUACAGUGAGGCUUCUCAUUUUUAAGGGGUGACCUCAUGGAGGAGGAACUUUUGGGCCUGCGUGGACAUGAUGUCGGGGAGCUCGGGGCGAAGUGAGGUGUCUGGCCUUUACCAUGAGCGGCAGCGCCUGGAACUGUGUGCCGUCCAUGCCCUCAACAAUGUCCUCCAGGAGCGACUCUUCACCCAAGAGGCGGCUGAUGAGAUCUGCAAGAGGCUUGCCCCAGACGCGAGGUGGAAUCCCCACCGCAGCUUCCUGGGCACGGGAAACUACGAUGUCAACGUCAUCAUGGCGGCCCUGCAGAGCGUCGGGCUGGUAGCCAUCUGGUGGGACAAACGCAGGCCACUGGAACAGCUGUCCCUGGAAGGGGUUCUUGGCUUCAUCGUCAACGUCCCGUCCAACGUCUCCUUGGGCUUCUUGUCCCUUCCCAUGAGGCGCCGGCACUGGAUCGCCGUGCGUCAGCUCGACGGCACCUACUACAACCUCGAUUCCAAACUCAAGGCUCCCGUUCCGAUCGGCGGGGAAGCUGAGCUCAGGUUAUUCCUCCAAGAGGUGCUUUCUCAGGGUCCCUGCGAGUUGCUACUGGUUGUGCCCCAUGAGGCAGAAGAAGCCGGGAGCUGGCUAAGCACCGUCAAGUGAACCUUGGCACCAAAGAAAGCCAUCUGCACCCAGAGCCAUCUGCUGUACCCCACUCCUUACGAUGGCUGCAUGUGACGUGGGGAGGAGGGGGCAGCGCACUCCCGUCGCACUGCCAGUCUCGGAGCUGACUUCCUGAAAUCCAUCUUCCCUCUCCUCCAGGAUAUAAGGGCCUCCCCUCUCCCCGGCUUUCCCUUGCUUUUCAAAAACUCGGCCUGUCCUGGGAUAGUACGGAAUAAAGGCUGCAGUACAAAAUGGUGGAGGGUCUCCUCCUGGCACAUUGAAUUAAGCGAUAAGAAUAGCCACGCUGGGUCUUCCAAUAGUGACCUCUUUGGGGCGAGGAGUUCGCAAGCAGGGCGUGGGGGGCGAUAACCCAACCCGGCCGGUCCUCAGAGUGUGUCGGUCUGCGGUAUCAACGUGCGUCUGGAUGCAGAGGUUGCGUUUGUAGGUGUCACGGCCCGUCGUCCCUGGCAGACCUCUUCUUUGCAUAUUUUUUAUAAAAGCUGUUUCUGCUGAUGCAUGAAAAGUUCCACGGCCCAAGCAAGAACUUCCUUCCUUUAUUAUGAUCUGUUUGUUUGCCUUGAACCUGCUGCCCGCUCCUUUCAGGGCUGACACCCGACAAAGUGUUUCGAGAGAGGUUUUUGAGUGAGGCCGGUCUGAACAAGUUUGGGGGAAAGCGGGAGCACUACGAGUUGGCCAGGCGUCUUUGGGUUUAUAGUGGUGGAGGGCACUUGAGCAGUCAACACAGGAAUCAAGCCGUAAGUGAGGGGACUGUCCCACUCGGCUUUCUAGAAGUCUGCCCGUUACCACAGGUCAGAAUGGCAUUUGCAGGGGAUGCUCGACGGCUGGCCGCUGAGAAAAUGGGAUCAAGGAGAGGUGUGGAGAAGUUACAAGUGGAGCAGGAUAAAGGGAGAUUAUUAUUAUUAUUCUAGGAUUGGGAAGGAAGAAGCCAUCUGAUAAGGUGCUAGCUUGAGGUACGAGGGAGACAAGGGUCAUGGGGAGCUGGGAAUCGAGAGUCUACUGAGCUUGUGUCCAAGCAGUGGAACUCAGAUCCACAGAACCCAAGACCCCCCCAGGCAAAGCUUUUGUGGAGAAAAGCUGCAUGUGCUGAAUUUUUAUCUGUUGUGCAGCUGUUUGGGGUUUUUUUUAAGUAUAAAAACUCCCAAAGGGUUAAAAAUAAGUUGGCUACUCUCGUGAACCAUAUAAGCGAGAGAGUCUUCUACUCCCCCCCCCCCCCCGGUAAGGAAAAGCAGGAUUCUAGUCCUCAUGAGGAGGGAACUCGUGGAAACAGGUGGGGUGGUGUCUCGUGAAAGGUCAGAAACCAGCAUGGAGGUUGGGCCAGGGCUUCUGUCGUGUGGUCAGGCAGUGGGCUUUGGGUGCAGUGCUGAGCUCCGUACGCCAGGCCUGUGACUUCUGUAUCUUUUGGCUGCCUGCGCACCCCGCUACACGCCUCCUUCCUGGAAAAGAACUCAACCCGACCUUGAAGCUCUUUGCAAAGCUGAAAUGCAAAACCAAAUAAAGUGUGUGCCAGCCUUUUGUGGCUCAUUGUUGU